Megalobrama amblycephala (Wuchang bream) is the source of this 6417-nucleotide messenger RNA. It is a transcript of the gene zbtb37, whose product is annotated as zinc finger and BTB domain containing 37. Gene Ontology annotation, biological process: regulation of transcription by RNA polymerase II. The record is from RefSeq and is a predicted model, not a curated record. The transcript has 4 exons. Bases 609 to 2174 code for a protein of 521 amino acids. Gene Ontology annotation, molecular function: protein binding; RNA polymerase II cis-regulatory region sequence-specific DNA binding; DNA-binding transcription factor activity, RNA polymerase II-specific. NCBI's taxonomy places the organism in Eukaryota, Metazoa, Chordata, Actinopteri, Cypriniformes, Xenocyprididae.
CUUGUUGCUAUGGCUGCGAUGCGACAGAACUACAGUUCCCAGAAUGCCAUUUUCUGUACAUUGGCUCAUGUUAUACAUGGGGGAAUAAGAGAGCGGCGGAGGAACCGAAAGCGAGAGCAGAAUCCCUGGCGAUAAGUAUAGCGAUUAAUAGUGAUCGUGAAAUGGGGGGGAUUCAGUGCCAAAUCCUUCAAAACAGGUUGUCGUAAAAGAAAAACCGCAUUUUGGUGUUGUAUUUUUAAAUAUAAAUUUGGCGUGGACCGGGGUAAGGCACCUCCCUGCCUUCUCUGCACCGGGGUGUGUGCGUGUUUUUCGGGUAGGCUUCAUCGCAUCACCGCGCUGCAGUGUGUUACUGGAACCGAACUGAGGUGCCACGCCGCCGGUUACAGCUGCCCUGCGCCGUCGCCCGAUACUAUGUCAAAAACAGAGAGAGACAAAGUAACACUGCGAAUCAAUCCUACUGACCUAUGCAAUGAAAAAAUGGCAACUUUGCUCUCUAACAGCUGUGGUUUGUAGCCAUAAAGAAGUGCAAUUGUGCCGAAAAAUAUAGUGGAGCGAUUUUUGUGCCUGGUAUUAAAAAGCUUUGAAAAGCAGCGCAAUAGGCAGCCCGCAUGGAACGAGCAGGAAGCAUUCAACUUGAUAUUCCAGACUUCAGCAACUCCGUCCUGUCGCACCUGAACCAGUUGCGAAUACAGGGCCGUCUGUGUGACAUUGUGGUCAAUGUUCAGGGCCACAGUUUUCGUGCCCACAAGGUGGUCCUCGCCGCCAGCUCCCCUUACUUUAGGGACCACAUGUCGCUGAGCGAGAUGAGCACCGUGUCCAUAUCAGUGAUCCGCAACCCAACCGUGUUUGAGCAGCUCCUUUCUUUUUGCUACACGGGACGCUUGUGCUUGCAGCUUGCUGAUAUCAUCAGCUACCUGACGGCUGCCAGCUUCCUCCAAAUGCAGCACAUUAUUGACCGCUGCACCCAGAUUUUAGAGGGAAUCCACUUUAAAAUCAGUCUAUCUGACGUGGAGGAGGAGCUCGGGAACGGGGCCCACAGGACCACCAAUCAAACCAUAGAGUCAGGAAGAGGUGGGACGGUGUUAGGUGGGUCCCGCUCCCUAAGUCCAAGACACACCAGCUCCCGAUUGAUCAGCAACACUGGGGUGAUCAGCAUCCGUGAUGUGAGGGAAGUCCGAGAGAUCAGUCCCCCUGGGGAGUCCAUGAGCCCCCAGAUAGUGGAGCACAGCGGCAUUGGCUCGGAGGAGGUAGGAUCUGGGAAGGAGCCCAUUCUCCGUAUUAACCGAGCCGGGCAAUGGUAUGUCGAGACGGGGACUGAGGUGGAGAGAGGUGGAGAGGAGAAUGUGCGGAUGGUGGAUGGGUUUCGGAUUAAGACUGAAAGGAUGGAGGAAUGGAUGGGAGCGGAGACCCAGGCAUCGGCGGAAGAGGGCAGUGGGGCUGAAGAGGGGCCGACAGUGAUGAUUGACACCUCAGGACGCAGCACACUGGUGCAGGAAGGAGGAAGAGGCGGGAAAGGUUCUCAGCCGUCCAGUAGCUUCAGUGAAACAGAAAGGUUUAGUCCAACAGGAAGUGUGGUGGUAAUGGCUGAUCGACAGAGAGCCAAGAGUGAGUCCCCAGGAAGAGUCGACGAUCAGAGACUCCCCACCUCACAGGGUGAGGAACAAGCUGUGUUUGACAUGGGGGGAUACGAGGAGUACUUACGAGAACAGGUAGGUGACCGGUGGUUUCGCUACAACCCCCGUCUCACCUGCAUUUACUGCUGCAAGUCCUUCAACCAGAAGGGAAGCCUGGAUCGUCACAUGCGCCUACACAUGGGCAUUACCCCUUUUGUCUGUCGAAUCUGCGGAAAGAAGUACACCCGCAAGGACCAACUCGAGUACCACAUCCGUAAGCACACAGGAAACAAGCCCUUCCAUUGCCACGUCUGCGGCAAAAGCUUCCCGUUCCAGGCUAUUCUCAACCAGCACUUCCGCAAGAACCAUCCAGGCUGCGCUCCACAGGAGGUGUCCCACAGUGCCUCUCCUGAGACCACCACGGUCACCUCCCGUGGAGGCCAGAACGAAGAUGAGUCGCCCUCCCAGGAGGAAGCCGAGGGUAAUGGUGGAGGAGGAGGUGCCGGCUCGUCCUUUGGAGAAGGGGUCCAACCUUCAGUAUCCACCACUGGGCCCGACUGAAACGCUUCAAAGGAAAACAUUGCAAGUUUAGGGAGACACAGGACAGUGGGGUCCAACAGGACCUUUUCUGCCUCUGUCCCUUGUCUCCCGCCAUCCACACUGAAGUUGCAAGUUGGAAGGAGUUGAGCGAGCAGGAGGUUCUCUCAGCUGCUGUCAACAAGGAACGGAUAAAAAGGGAGAGUCUUCUGCAUCCUACUUGGACGAAGAUCCUCUAUAUUUUUUUCACAAAGAUGCAAGGAACAGUUUGCUAGGCAUAGUAUUCUCUAGGGAUUAAUAAAUGGUAUUUCCGCUUUAAACCGCAUCUACCUUCACCAUACAAACUGAACAGAACGUCAAUAUAUGAAGACAAGCCACACUCCAACAACCUCACACACCACUGGAUGCAGUGAUUUUUGUUUUCUUCUUCUUUUUUUUCUGUUUUCUUUUUUGUCUUUCCUGUCUUUUAUAUGUUACGUUUUUUUUAUAUUUUUGUACUACUACAAAUCUUUCAGGAUAAAAAAAGAGAAGCUCUAGCUAUGAUUUGGUCAAAUUGCAUUGAAAUUGCCAAAAUUCUCUGUGCCAGAAGAUGAGUUUUAAAAUGAGAGGACAUCGUAGUCCUUUGCUACUUUGCCUUGAGACAAUCUUGAUAAAAUUUAUCUGGGGCUAGACUUUGCGCUCCCCAGCCAUGGCAAGCUUAGGAAAACGGGUUCAGUUUUUUAUUAGGGACCCUCAGGUCUGACCUAACAUCAGAUUCUUGAUUUAUUUUUUCGUUUUGUGUUAAGUGCCGAUCCGGCCUGCCAUAAAACCGAAACACGUUUUUCACACUUCGCCUCGACGCGAGGAAAUUGUAGUCGUAGAACUUUGGGUUUAUAGCAAGAAACACCCGGGUCAUCGUAUUUUACUGUUUAACGUUGGUGGUAAUACUGUGAUAUAGGCACGCUGGUGAAAAGAUGAUGGUAGAGUACAGCAGUUCCAUAUGUAUUUAUUCACAUUUAAUUCCCGUUUAAGGCCUUCAUACAUCUCCAAGCUCAACAACUCAGCUGCUGAAUGUUGACGAUAGUGAUAUAAAACACAGGAAAUUCUUCAACCUCAGAUAAGCUACAAUAGACCGCUCAGUUACCUCUCUCACACAUCACUACGCAAUACCGAUCUGUCGCACGCAGAUGCGUGGAUGCACUCGGCCGAAUUUUAUGUUCAGUGUUUUUUCUUCUCAUACUUUUUAACUGCUUAUAAGUCGCUCAUUGAGAUUCGCACGUCUCACCAACUCGUUUUACUGGUCUGACGAUAUUUUGUUUGUAAGAAUGUGUUUGAACAGGGCAAUGGGUCUCUCAGAGGGCGUAACCUUCUUCCUUUUUGUGUCAAGUCUUGCAGGCUUGGUUGUCGAUGCCGUUUAGGAAAACGGAAAUCGUAUGUCUGUGAUGACUGGGAAACGUUGAAAUGCCACGGAAUGACUUUGAGUGUAAGAUUUCCCUUCAUCUGAUGGAAGGCACUUUAACCUUGGGGUCAAGUGCCUUUACACUUGGCUUAUGAACAGAUGUUUCCAGCUGGUGCUAUGACGUGAAUUUACUGAAGCUUUCAGUAACCAAAGGAACUGAAAUUUAUUGUGGAAGUUCUAAACCCUUAAGAUUUGGAGGGCGAAGAGCAGGGGGGAAAAAAAGAGAUUACAUCAGGCACUUAAAGAAAGGGUGGGGGUGUUUUUUGUUUUGUUUUGUUAGAAUAUUUGUAUAUCUAUAUACAUGUGUCACUUAUGCAUAUUUAGACAAAUUUAUACUUGUAAUAACUAUACAGAGGCAGUUUCUAGAAUGAUCAACAAAAGCAAAGGAGUUUUAAGUGAAAGUAAAGCUGUUAUCAUUUUUAUAAGGCUGUGAAUCACACUUGGUUGUGACUGAUUUUUUAGGAAAGGUUUGAUGCAUAUUAUAAAAAUCAGCUACUGAUGUUUCCAAUAGGGAUUUUGUGCACCUCACUUCAUAUCGACAUUACUUUUACCGUUACUCACAUCUGUGAACACAGGUCAGCAGGUAAACACUUCUUACAAAUAUCAGGAACUCACUGUUUACUUUUUGUGUUUACCUUUUUGGGUUGUACCAAGCCGAUUUUCUUACUUGGAAUUCUAGCUCUGGGUAACUUGGGUCAGCAUAUUUCACAAGUACAGCAAAAAAGGAAAAGAAAAAAAAAAAGAAACUACAUGCGUAUAAACAUUUCCUCUCAAUGUAAAUACCCAUGCCUCAGAAGCAGUGGCAGUGAAUUACAAUCCUGAAACUGUAUAAUUUCACGUCUGUUGUACAGUGCAGAACCCAGGUAAAGAGCAUGUUGAUAUUGCUUUUAUUUGUCACAAUGCAACCUCAAGAUAAUAGAAAAGGGCAAGUAAUUUUGUCUGUAAACAACAUAAUCAUAACCUAAUAUGUUACAAUAUAUCAAGAAAAUAGUUUUUUUUUUUUUUUUGCCUUUGUUUAAAUUUAGAUUUGGGGCAUGGGCCUGUUUUGUGUAUGCCAAUCAUAUAAGGGUGAUAGUGUUUUUAAAUUAUCUCUAUGUGAAUGAAUUAAUUGCAAUUUAAUAACAAGGGAUCUAUAUCUGUAAUCAGUCAUUCCAAUUAUUGUACUGCACAUCUUAGCAGUCUAAAUUUAAUCAUAUUAAUUUGAGUUUUAGGGCUAAUGAUAACUUUCAGCAUGUUUCCCUAUGUUGACCUUCAAAACAUUGACGGUUGACCAACCUGCCUGUUUGUUUUUUAUUUUAAACAAUAUUAUUCAUUCAAAUAUUAUGUGUUUGGCUUCUGUAUUUGUUUUUCAAGCUUUAACAUGACAGAGAAUAGAUUUGUUGCUACAGUGUAUAUAUUAGGCUGUAAUAUUUAAUGUUUCUGUAUGACAAUACAUCUACUGCAAUUUAUUGGUAUUGACUGAUCAAGUCAUUUCUAACCAAAUUUUGUCUAAUCCUAACACAGUGUUACUGAAUGCGUAGUUCCAUAUGGAACUUCAUUUGAAGCAAUAUUUCACCCCAUUUCCUAAAUUGCCAAGUUGCUUUCAGAUAAAGUGGUGCAGAAUUAAAGCACACCGUAACAAUCGCAAAUGAUGACCAAUUGAUUUCAACAAGAAAGAAAAAAAAAUCCUGACUUUGUAAAGCAAAUAUGCAUAUUGGCAAAUGUGAUCAAAUUUGUGUCAGUGAUUACAUUUACCUCAUGGUUUUUUGUUUGUUUGGGUUUUCAUGGUCUGGCUUGUGAAAAGUGAUGCAGUGCAUGUCUCUACUUGGUAAAUUUUUUUGGGAAGACCGAAUGACAACACUGAGCCAUAUUUACAGAGUUUGUUCAGUUUUGUCGCAAGUCCCUCUGGAGCAAAUAUUUUGUACAUGCAACACAUUUUAGAAGUGGACACUUCAAUGCAAGUAGCCUACAUAUAUAUUUCAACACUUAGUCUGUCUGAAUAAGCAAGCAAAUGUGAUGCAUUGUCAAAAAAGUUGUCAGUUGUUUUCUUACCUCAAAAGAAUCUUUGUACAAGGAAACAAGACAUUGUUUUUCUACUGACCCUCAGUAGAAUUUGUUUAUUUGCAUGUUGUCUGUCUUUUGUAAUGGCCAAACAUAUAAACAUUUCCAGGCAUCUAAAUUUGCACCAAGAGAAGCCAAAAUAUUGACAUUUACAAUUUGUCUAGCUAUAUUGUUUUAUCUUGCAAAAAGCAAUAUAGUCUUUCCACGUGUCUUAUAUGUUAAUCACUUUAAUUUAAAUCAUACUUCAGAAAAUAUUUUAUUUUACAUAACCAUGCGAUAAAACAAAAUAUAAUAGCUAUUUUAUUCUUGAAAAAAAGUCAAAUUCCAAAACAUGAGGAGUAUUAACUUAGAAGUCAAUUUUUCUGAUUUUAUUAGCAAACCAAUAUAUUUAUUGAAAUAGUAAAUACGUAUAAAAUUCUAGAAUAUAUUCAUAGGUGAUUAAGGUAUAAUUGCUUAUUUGAAAUUAAUCAGAGUUUAUGAUUACUUAAAAUUUGAGACUUUUCACAUUUAAAAAGGUACAGGAAUCAAAAAGAUUAAUCAUUAUUAAUGUGAAUGCCAUUUUCACAAUAACCACUAUGUUUUUUUUCCUUACUGGCAGUGUGUCAAGUCCAUUCUUCUAAAUAGAAAUAAAGCACUUUAAGUGUAACUGUGAAGGAUUUUUGAUUAUGUUCUUUAAAUGUAUAAUUAUGUAAGCCCAGAUUGUGUGAUACUGCUAAACCCAAAUUUCUAAUAUGAAAAAAUAAACCUGUUUUAUCCUUGUUCGGUGCCUGUACAUAUUGUUUUUAUUUG